Messenger RNA from Blastocystis hominis, 487 nucleotides. RefSeq lists its product as hypothetical. Lineage: Eukaryota; Bigyra; Opalinata; Blastocystidae. Gene Ontology annotation, cellular component: ribosome. Gene Ontology annotation, molecular function: structural constituent of ribosome. The coding region runs from base 232 to 441 and encodes 69 amino acids. The record is from RefSeq and is a predicted model, not a curated record. The transcript is spliced from 3 exons. Gene Ontology annotation, biological process: translation.
UAUCCAUAGAUGGUGAAGUUUCUUAAGCCCGGAAAGGUUGUAAUCAUUCUCGCUGGUAAAUAUGCCGGAAAGAAGGCCGUUGUUGUGAAGGUGAACGAGGAUGGAGACAACAAGUACAAGUUCCCUUACGCUGUCGUGUGCGGUGUUUCUAGACCUCCUCGUAAAGUGCUUACGAAGAUGUCGGAGAAGACCGUGAAGAGAAGAACCUCUAUGAAGGUGUUCACCAAGGUCAUGAAUCUCCAGCACUUCAUGCCUACGAGAUACAACGUCGAGUUUGACUUCGCCGAUCUUCCCAAGGAGAAUGCUGAGCCUGCUGAAAAGAAGACCUGCCUCAAGAAGAUUGCCAAGACCUUCCAGGAGUCUUACCUUAACCAGAACGACAUCAAGAAAGAGAGAGCCAAGGCUGGAGUUGCCUAUCUCUUCAAGAAGCUGCACUUCUAAGCGGAUUCGCAGGCUUGCAUGACGCGGGUUUUCUUUCUUUGAGUAU